AUGCCAUCAUCAGAUCCCCCCUCGCCUGCACGCCCACAACGGCCCACAGCGUCGCGCACGCCGCGGCCCACAACGCCACGCACGCAGACCCCGCCGCGCGGCAGCCCGCUCACGCCGGCGCAGGCGAUCGCGCAGGCGUGGAUGCGCGAGUCGCCGGAGUCGAAGCAGAAGUGGCGGGCGGCGGACGCGCAGGCGCGAGACUCGUACACGAACCCAACGCGAUGGAAUACGGGGAGGCGGCGGUCACCAGAGGGGAAGGCGAAGGGGAAGCUGUGA
Messenger RNA from Trametes versicolor FP-101664 SS1, 276 nucleotides. RefSeq lists its product as uncharacterized. NCBI's taxonomy places the organism in Eukaryota, Fungi, Basidiomycota, Agaricomycetes, Polyporales, Polyporaceae. The record is from RefSeq and is a predicted model, not a curated record. The transcript has a single exon. Bases 1 to 276 code for a protein of 91 amino acids.